Messenger RNA from Hibiscus syriacus, 2552 nucleotides. RefSeq names its product putative receptor-like protein kinase At3g47110. The coding region runs from base 18 to 2468 and encodes 816 amino acids. Gene Ontology annotation, biological process: protein phosphorylation. The transcript is spliced from 3 exons. The record is from RefSeq and is a predicted model, not a curated record. Lineage: Eukaryota; Viridiplantae; Streptophyta; Magnoliopsida; Malvales; Malvaceae. Gene Ontology annotation, molecular function: protein kinase activity; protein binding; ATP binding.
UUCAUCUAUACAAUAACAUGCUCACUGGUUCCAUACCCUCUGUAACACGCGAUUUACCUUCGCUAGAAUACAUAGAUUUCUCCGUCAAUAAUCUCACCGGUUAUAUUCCGACGGAAAUGCUUGAUCAUCUUCCAAAUUUGAAAGUGUUGUACUUGAGUGGUAACAAGCUUUCUGGUAGAGUUCCGGCUAAUUUGCUCAAGUGCAAAGAGUUGCAAGUUUUAUCCAUAGCAUAUAACCAAUUGGAGGGGAAUCUGCUUGGAGAAAUUGGCAAUUUGAGUAUGCUUCAAGCCUUACUUAUUGAUCAUAACCACUUUGAAGGUGAAAUUCCAAAACAAAUUGGAAAUUUAACUCUUCUUAGAUACUUUGGUUGUUCCCACAACAACCACACAGGUACAAUACCACAUCAGAUUGGCAACCUAAAGAGUCUAGAAGUGUUGUUGGUGGGAGCCAACAAUUUUGUUGGUCAUAUUCCUCCAGCAAUAUUUAACAGUUCAACUUUGUCUCUUAUUGGUUUGAAUUUAAAUCAGCUUACUGGCCGUCUUCCAUCGACAAUGGGCCUUUGGCUUCCAAACCUGGAAGGAUUAUAUCUUAGUGUAAAUCACCUCAUGGAUUCAUUCCCAAUGUCUAUUUCCAAUGCCUCCAAGCUCACUCUUCUCGACAUCUCAAAUAAUUACUUUUCGGGGUCCAUUUCGGACGAUCUUGGCAAUCUAAGAAAUUUAAAGAAACUCAACAUGGAGGAUAAUAAUUUAACUUCCUUAGGAAUGAGCUUUCUCUCUUCUUUAACAAACUGUCGAGGCUUGGAAUACUUGAGUUUCGACAGCAACCCAUUGAUUAGUGGUGAACUUCCAGGUUUGUUAGGGAAUCUCUCGGAUUCUCUUCGGAUCUUUUAUGCCUUCGGGUGCAGCAUCAGUGGUACCAUCCCGAGUGAACUUGGUAACUUAAGUAGCUUGAUAAGUGUCCACCUAGCCGGCAAUAAAUUGACAGGAUCCAUUCCUACUACAAUUGGAAGAUUAAAAGAGUUGCAGGGUCUUUCUCUUCAGGACAAUAACUUAGAAGGAUCCAUCCCAUUCGAGUUAUGUCGUCUAAACAAGCUGGCUUUCUUAUCCUUGACGAAUAACAAAUUGUCUGGACCGAUACCAGCUUGCUUGGGUAAUCUCAUUUCUUUGAGGAACCUGAUUUUAGGCUCCAAUAUGUUUUCUUCCUCUAUACCUUCAACCUUCACAAGCCUUACCGAUCUACUCAUCCUCAACUUAUCGUCAAAUUCUCUAAGUGGUCCACUUCCAAUUGCCUUUGGAAAGUGGAAGGUUUUGAUUAGUAUGGACCUGUCCAACAAUCAGUUCUCGAGUGAUAUCCCAACUGUAGUUGCAGAUCUCAAGGAUCUCACUUAUUUUUCCUUAUCCAAUAAUCGAAUCACAGGUCCGAUUCCCGAGUCAUUUGGCGAGAUGUUGAGUUUGGAGUUCUUGGACUUGUCAAGAAAUAAUCUGUCUGGAGAGAUUCCCAAGUCCCUGGAAAAACUCCGUUAUCUCAAACAUUUCAAUGUCUCUUUCAAUAGGCUUGAAGGGAAAAUUCCCGAAGGAGGAUCAUUUGGAAGCUACUCGAUGGAAUCAUUUAAGGGGAACAAAGCAUUGUGUGGUGCACCUCGACUUCAUGUUCGGAGCUGCAAAACUAAACCCCUUAGGAAUUCCAAGGCAAGAACUAAGCUCAUACUAUAUGUAGCACUGCCAAUUGCCUCUGCACUUUUGGUGGUGGCUAUAAUUAUCAUUAUCUUGCGAGGUAGGAGGAGGAAAGACAAAUUGCCAACUCAGGAAGACUUGUUACCUUUAGGAACCUGGAAACGAAUUUCAUACCAAGAGCUUCUUCGAGCUACUGAUGGAUUCAGCCAAAGCAAAUUGCUUGGCAGUGGAAGCUAUGGUUCUGUAUACCACGGGACUCUCUCAGAUGGGAUAACAUUUGCGGUAAAGGUCUUCAAGUUAGAGUUAGAAGGAGCUUUUAAGAGCUUCGAUGUCGAAUGUGAAGUUCUCCGCAAUAUUCGUCACCGGAAUUUAAUCAAAGUCAUUAGUAGCUGCUCUAAUGAUUCUGAUUUCAAAGCCUUAGUGCUUGAGUUCAUCCCUAAUGGGAGUCUUGAUAAAUGGUUGUAUUCCAAUAACCAUUUUCUGGAUAUCCUACAAAGGUUAAACAUAAUGAUAGAUAUUGCAUCCGCUCUGGAGUAUCUCCACCACGGUAAUGAAACACCCAUCGUUCACUGCGAUUUGAAACCCAGCAAUGUUCUAUUAGAUGAAGAUAUGGUUGCACAUUUGAGUGAUUUCGGAAUUGCAAAACUCUUAUGCAACGAGGACUCGAUGAUCCAAACCAUGACGAUGGCAACGGUCGGGUACAUGGCACCAGGUGAUAUUAUUUCUAACGCUACUGUAUUUAUUGAACUUGUUAUUCACUAUCAUGAUCAUUCAUUAUCCAUGAUGUUCUUAUAAAUCCAUACAUAGAGUAUGGAAUAGAUGGAAUCGUUUCGACAAAAGGCGACGUGUAUAGUUUUGGUAUUCUUUUGAUGGAAACCG